This is a messenger RNA of Branchiostoma belcheri (Belcher's lancelet), 917 nucleotides long. RefSeq lists its product as uncharacterized. The coding region runs from base 95 to 577 and encodes 160 amino acids. The transcript is spliced from 5 exons. The record is from RefSeq and is a predicted model, not a curated record. NCBI's taxonomy places the organism in Eukaryota, Metazoa, Chordata, Leptocardii, Amphioxiformes, Branchiostomatidae.
UAGUCAGGAAAACUUGUGACAUCGGCAGGCGUGCACAGCGGCAGGUAAAGAGCGACAGUCAAGCAGACACACUUUGAAGACUCGUCACGCACAGAUGGCAGGAAGAAUGACCUUGUGGCUGCCGACCUUGGCCAUCGCCUUCUUCGUGUUCGUCUGUGGAAGCGUACCGGUACAAGCGGAAGAAAAGAGACUAGCGGAGAUGGACAUCGCCAGAGACCAGGCAGCCAAGAUCGCACGGGAGCAGCUGGCAGCGAAACUGGCGGCCAUCACGGGCAAGAGGAGCGCAGAGAAACGCAUAGCACAGAGCAUUGUCACAGGAGCCAAGGCCGGCCGGAUACAAGACGCCGCAAGACAAGACGCCAUCGACAACAUCCUGGAGAAACUGGGCAAGCGCAGCGCCGAGUUGUCCGUGGGGGAGGACUGGGCUGAUGAGGCCAGGUUAGCGUUCCUGGAGAACCUGCUGAGUGACGUGGGCGGGAAGCGGAAGCGGCUUGCCGAGGUCGACAUCGGAUCCGCCCGGGGGAACGCACAGGCCAACGACGCACUGAGGGGGCUGGUCGCCGGCCUAGAGGGCUAACUCCCCCCCCCCUCUCCCUCCUUCCUCCGCUCCGUUUCACCCGUCCUGCUAACGAACAACCUGCCGUAUUGGCGAUCUGAUAUUUAGAUACGGUGGCACAGAAUCACACACGUGUCCGUCAGCAAAGUUUCAUUGAGAUUUACCUGUCAUCUUCUACAGUGUAGAUUAGAUCGUGCCGAACCAAAGGCGAGUUCCACAUGGUAACGUUAGGUAGUUACACUAUCCCAUAGAGUACUGUAUCCAUAGAGAAGAAAUAUGUUGGCACGGAGAUGCCGUUUCUUAGAGUCAUACACAAAUCUUCUUCUUCUCAUGACUUAGAAAUGUAUUAAAGAAAUAGAAA